Messenger RNA from Huiozyma naganishii CBS 8797, 681 nucleotides. RefSeq names its product Rmi1p (gene RMI1). Lineage: Eukaryota; Fungi; Ascomycota; Saccharomycetes; Saccharomycetales; Saccharomycetaceae. The record is from RefSeq and is a predicted model, not a curated record. Bases 1 to 681 code for a protein of 226 amino acids. The transcript has a single exon.
AUGCUCGUUUCGUUCGAUAAUUUUCGUCAGGACAUUACGGCCGACUGUUCCACGUGCGCUGCCUCGGGCGACAGAGAACUGUCUGCAGUGAGAGCGUGGCGCAACGAGCCAUGGGUGCCGACUCAGGGGAAACGCGUAGUCGACCGCGAGUUAUUGUUCCAGAUCUUACUUGUUGAGAACGUGUCGAAGCCGAAGCAGGCGCAGUUGGACGCGAUAAGGGCGAAGCUGGACCCACGUAACCAGCGGGUGGACACGCUGCGCGGGGGCAGUACCCCGCGCAGGCAAGCAGUGGUGACGCAGGUCGACUUGGACAACGAUGACGUGGGCAGGGGGGCCCCCGCCCUGGGUACUGCUGCAGGUGCUAAUAACAAUAAAAGUGUGUUCAAGUUCACCCUACAGGACAAGUCAGGUGCGGUGUUCUUCGGUAUCAACCGCACGCCGCUACUCCACCACAAUUCGUGGAUUCUGGGCGCCAAGCUUAUUUUGAAGCCGGGGACAAUAGUCAACAAUGACGUGUUCCUAUUCCAAAAGGAACAAGCGGUGUUCCUCGGAGGUAUCGAUCGAGUCUGGAAUGAGAACAAUGACUUAAAGAUGAGAGACUACUUGGAGUACAAAUUAAACCGAGAUAAUUGUUCCGCUGCGGGGAACAAGAAGAAGAGGAAGUUUACCUCCAUACAAUAG